Molecule: messenger RNA, 1677 nt
Organism: Exserohilum turcica Et28A
Lineage: Eukaryota; Fungi; Ascomycota; Dothideomycetes; Pleosporales; Pleosporaceae
Exons: 1
Coding region: 1-1677 (558 amino acids)
Source: RefSeq, a predicted model, not a curated record
AUGAGCAUGGACGCUGGCGGUCUUGCUCAAAUGACGUACAACAACUCCAACCCCUCGCUCCAGUCGCAGCCUGGCUUCGGCGGGCCCACCUCGAGCUUCGCCUCUCGCGGCAAGGGCGCCCAGCUCAAGCGCCUCAGCGUUGCCUCGCCCCCCAAGGUGGCCUCGAUUGCCGAGGACUCGAUUCCUACGCCUCGCACUAGCCGCUCGCACCUGCUGGCUGGUCUUCGCACGGCGCCCAAGACGCCCACGUCGGCACAGCCACCCGCCUCGGCCCCUUACUCGCAGGCCCAGCACUCCGUCGCUGCCAACAACGCCGCUGCCGCCAACAACCGCAUGCCCCGCCAGUACAACGGUGCCCCCCAGCAUCACCACCACCAGCAGCAGCCCCAGUCUGCCAUGGCCUCUGGCUUCCGCGGCGUCAACCACUUCAACCAGCAGCAGCCCGACUACUACAACCAGGUCUUGGCCCCUCCCUCGUUCGAGUUUGACGACGGCGACAUGGACCCCAACGUGGCCGCCCAGCUGCUGGCUACCGAAAUGUACCUCGCCCAGAGGCAGCAGCAGCUCCAGCAGCAACUGCUUGCCCUGACGACGCAGCAGUUUGGUAGCAUGAGCAUGAACGGCAUGCAGCAGUACCCCAACACGCCCUACACGCCCCAGUUGAACGCCUACGGCCAGCAGUUUGGCAACACGGCUGCCAUCCAGGAGACCAACCAGCCUGGUGUCUAUCUCGUCUUCAACCAGAUGACGGGCCAGUACCAGUACGUGGUCGACCCGAGCUACCAGCAGGACAACGCUGCGCAGGCCCACGCCGCCAUGGGCAUGUCGCACUCGCCGCCUCCUCCCACGCCCCACUUUGCUCAGUCCCCGCCCAAGAUGGACACGCCUGUGCUCCACGUGUCGCCUCCCAACGAGAGCAACCCCAGCCCCUGGGGCUCCCGCAGCACCUCGCCGCCCAAGAAGUCCAACACGCCUCCCCAGGACGUGGUUCCGCUUCCCCCGCCAUCUGCCAAUGCCUUUCGCCGUGGACACAAGAAGAACCCCUCUUCUCUUGCUGUUGACGCAAAGGGCGAAGCAGCCGAGGGUCCCCGUUCUGCACUCGGCCGCGCGGCCGGCUUCCCUGCUACGCCAAUGACGGGUACUUUCGGCCCUGGUCAGGCACGUGCUGGAGAGCACCCUGUCCGCCAGCCACGCAACCCUCCUUCGAUUGAGGAGCUCAAGGAGCGCCCCACGACCAAGCACGAGGGCAGCAAGAACUUUGCUACCCGCCAGCGCCGCCAGGCCGUGGGCAACCUUGUACGAGCUGGCAUCGGACGCCGCGCCCACCGUACUGGCAGUGGCAGUGCCUCUCCAGACAGCGAGCACUUUGGCUCGUCUGACAACGACUCGGACAGUGUCCGCAGCGGAGGUAGCGGAAGCCUUUCGGGUAGGCCCAGCAUUGGCAGUCUUCGUGCCGUAGCCAAUGGCGCCAUUGGCUCGGAGCGCAAGGCUUCCAAGGAGCGCUCUCGUGACGACUCCAUCAACCGCAGCUACACUGCCAACAGCGUGAGCAGCGACGAUGGCGCCUCUGUCGGUGGCGGCCUUGUCGACAUUCGCCCAGAGGAGAACGGCCAACGCCGUGCCAUGCCCAAGCUCAUUCUCACGAGCACCGAAAAGCGCAAGAGCCCCGUCUACUAG